AUGGGCCUUCUUGAUCCCUCGACAACUGAUGGCCGUGUUGUUUUCUUCUUGCCAUGGCUUGGCGGUGUCGUUGCUGGCACAACAGAUGAGCCCUGCGAGGUCACCGAAUCACCCAAGCCAACCGAGAAAGAAGUUAAUUUCAUACUUUCCGAGAUCAAACACUACUUAUCACCUGACAUAAAGGUUCGCCGUGGCGACGUUCUCUCCGUUUGGUCCGGUAUCCGACCCCUUGUCUCCGAUCCUAAUUCUAAGGAUACUCAGUCGAUAGCACGGAAUCACAUUAUCCACGUAGGUAGUAACAACCUGGUCACUAUCGCUGGAGGCAAGUGGACUACCUACCGUUCAAUGGCUGAGGAAACUGUGGACAAGUGUGUGGAGGUGAAUUUUGCUGUUGAAUUUGGCUUGCACGAGGCUGUGCGCAUUGCCGAGUCUGCCAAGCUGACCGGUCUCAACUAUCCCCUCGUUGGCAAGCGGUUACAUCCCGACUAUCCCGUCUUGGAAGAGGAGGUUUCUUUUGCCUGCCGGGAGUACGCUCGUCAUGCGGUCGACUUCAUUGCCCGUCGUUCUCGUCUCUCCUUCCUCAAUGUUCGUGUAGCCGAUGAAGUGCUGCCCAAGGUUAUCGACCUCAUGGGCAAGGAGCUCCACUGGUGUCCCAUGCGUAGGGCUAAGGAACUCGAGGAGGCCAAGAACUUCCUUGAAACCGAAAUGGGAUUGAGCAUGAAGGGCUAUGAGAACAUUCCUAUUAACUUCUCUGAACAGGAGACCGAAGAAUACCUUAAACAGUUUAACAGCAUUGAUUCUGGCCGCAAGGGUUUCAUCACUCUGAACGACCUUCGCAGCUUCUUUAACGAGCAAGGCGAAAACCUGUCGGAUGACACACUGCACAAGAUUCUAGCUGACAUUGACCUCAACAGAAAUGGAACGAUUGAUGAAAACGAAUUCCUUCAGGUAAUAUACUGUUCUGUCCGUACGAUACAUUCGUGUUCUUAA
Messenger RNA from Dibothriocephalus latus, 990 nucleotides. The record is from the annotation of a GenBank genome assembly. Lineage: Eukaryota; Metazoa; Platyhelminthes; Cestoda; Diphyllobothriidea; Diphyllobothriidae.